UAGCCUAAGGUACCUACCUAGAUCAAGGCACCAGGUCUUCCUUAGUCUUCGAAUCGCAUCGCUAUACCCGACUUGACUUCCUUUCUCCAUAGCCCCCUCGAGAGAAUAGUCACUACUAUCGCCAUCCACGAUGUCGGCGCCGCUCGUGUUCAAAGGUCGGGAGGUCGCGAUGACGCAAAACGAGCUCGCCGCUUCCUCGGCCGCAGCGUAAGUCAUCGGCGCCUUCUACGCUUUCUGGUUCACGCUAAAUCGUCGACAGCAAAGUCAACAGUGCCGAAAGUGAGGAUGAGAACGAGCCAAUCCCGAAGGUUGAGUCCGACUUUGCCGAGCCGGCUGGUGCCCCCGAGAAGUCGGCCGGCAGAAAGCGCCAGUCUAGUCAACCUGCCGCCAGCAAAGCUAGCAAAAGACGCAAGCGGCUUGAGGGCCAAGAGCCUCUGGCUGAGUCCUCCCAGAGUGUCCAAGCCUCGAUUGAGAACCAGUUGUCAUCUCAGUAUGCCACGCCUGAGACCGCUUCACCGGCCGGCCGACAUGCUACCAGGACUGGCAAGCCCAAGAAAGCCGCGCCUGCCGCAAAUAAAGCGCUUCCCCUCGAUGCGUCCGACUCUGAUGAGAGAGGUCGCCCCAACGACCAUGGUUCUAGCGAUACUGAGAGAGACGAUGCUUCCCCCCCGCCGGUUCAAGCUCCUAAGAAGCGUGGUCGUCCCAGAAAGGCUCUCAAUGCUGUCUCGGCCAAGUCCAAGAAACCGGCUGGUAAACCGGUCCCAGCUGAACCAGUCACCAAGGCCACGACCCUUCGUCGAUCUACCCGUGCUUCUACCAUAGAGAAAGCAGUUCCGGAGAAGAAAAAGAAGGCUGCGACUACCCAUGGUCGAGGCGUUGCUCGCCCGAAGAAAACUACCAAAAAUAGUCCCGCUAAGGGUGUCUCGGAUUCUCCUACUUACUCCGAGGAGUUUUACGACGUCGAGAAGAUUGUUGGCGCACGCGUUGACCCAAAGACCAAGAUGCAGAUGUACAUGGUGAAGUGG
Molecule: messenger RNA, 1025 nt
Organism: Colletotrichum godetiae
Lineage: Eukaryota; Fungi; Ascomycota; Sordariomycetes; Glomerellales; Glomerellaceae
Exons: 3
Coding region: 286-822 (178 amino acids)
Source: RefSeq, a predicted model, not a curated record